AUGUCUGCAGCUCCAGGUGACGGAUAUCAACCCACGACCGAGGGUGUCGAGGGUAGCACUGGCCCCGACACCUUACAAAACGACUACAAGUCACGCACUGGACAAGGCGAUAUUCCGGUACAGAGUGACGAUGCCCCGGUGGAUGAUCCAAUCGAUGCUAACACGGCCGAUUCCGACGAACAGCUAGUUCGCGAUGAUAACGAAGCUAUUGACAAGAGCAACAUCCUUGACGAGCGUACUCGCGGAGCCACCAAGCAAGCUGGAACUUAUCGGGAGCCUGGCGACGAGGAGGGUUUACCGGGACCGGAGGAUGGUAGCAGCAAUGUUGCCUGA
This is a messenger RNA of Capronia epimyces CBS 606.96, 333 nucleotides long. RefSeq lists its product as uncharacterized. Bases 1 to 333 code for a protein of 110 amino acids. NCBI's taxonomy places the organism in Eukaryota, Fungi, Ascomycota, Eurotiomycetes, Chaetothyriales, Herpotrichiellaceae. The record is from RefSeq and is a predicted model, not a curated record. The transcript has 2 exons.